AUGCGAAAUGAGAACCCCGAAUUGACAGAAGGCUGGACCAGCUGGGAUGAGAACCCCGAGUUGACAGACUGCUGGACCAGCUGGGAUGAGAACCCCUGGCAGUUAGACUUCUGGACCUGCUGGGAUGAGAACCCCGAGUUGACAGACUAUAGGACCAGCUCAGAUGAUAACCCCGAGUUGACAAAAGGCGUGACCAGCUUGAAUGUGAACCCCAGGCUGACAGACUGCUGGUCCAGCUGGGAGGAGAACCCCGGGCUAACAGACUGCAGGACGAGCUCAGAUGAUUACCCCCAGCUGAGAGAUUGCUGGACCAGCUCAGAUGAGAACCCAGGGCAGUCAGACCUGCCUUCUGAUUUGACGGUAGGCAGGAUCAGCUGA
Liolophura sinensis is the source of this 378-nucleotide messenger RNA. Its product is annotated as variant surface antigen E-like. Bases 1 to 378 code for a protein of 125 amino acids. Lineage: Eukaryota; Metazoa; Mollusca; Polyplacophora; Chitonida; Chitonidae. The record is from RefSeq and is a predicted model, not a curated record. The transcript has 2 exons.